AUGGUGUUCACACCUGAAUCACUUCCUAACCUUGAAGGCAUGGUGUACCUCGUGACUGGAGGAAAUGCAGGAAUUGGUUUCCACACGGCAUUACAGCUCGCUGCUCACCAUGCGAAAGUCUACCUCGGUACAAGAUCUAAAGUGAAAGGUGAAGCUGCUAUCCAGCAAAUAAAGAACCAGCAGCCGGAUGCGGAGGUAUAUCUUCUAGAAAUGGACAUGACGAAACUGAGGAGUGUUGUGGCAGCUGCAGAGCAAGAAAAACAUCUUCACGGCCUUGUGAAUAAUGCAGGUGUCAUGGCAACUCCGUUUGAAAAGACAGCAGAUGGAUACGAGUCGCAAUUCCAGAUAAAUUACAUCUCACAUUGGCUUUUGACCUAUCAUCUCCUGCCCACCAUGAUUGAAACGGCUACAGAUACAUCCCCAGGAGUAGUUCGAAUUGUUAAUGUUGCAUCCAACGCCCACAUGAAUGUCCCUUCAUUUGGUAUCGAUUUUCAAGACAUAGACCAAGUUAGCGGCGGUCCUGUCUCACGAUAUGGAUCUUCAAAACUAGCAAAUAUUCUGCAUACGAAUGAAUUAGUCAAAAGAUAUGGUACACCUACUGCUCGAUCUAUUGACAAUGCAAUUUCAGUUGGGAAUCAUGUAAAUGGUGAAAUUUGGAUGGCGAGCUUACAUCCUGGAAUGGCGAAGACGAAUCUUCUCUCGGGAGCCACGGGUUCUUUGUUUGUGAGAAUCGCGGCUGGUCUUCUUUCAGCACUAAGCAAAACUUCUCUGAUAGGCCUCUCCCCAGAAAAGGCGGCAUAUACCCAACUAUUUGCAGUGGCAAGCCAGGACUUCACUCGAGAUAUGAAUGGAGCGUAUCUAGAACCAAUUGCACAGGUGGCGAAACCAAGCAAGCUUGCCGAAAAUACGCAGUUAGCUAAAGAUUUGUGGGAGUGGACAGAGAAUGAAAUGAAAAUGGGUGGCUUCAUAUAAGUCGCAUCAGUCUGUACCGUAACUUCAUCUACGGAGCUUUGGAUGCCUUGUCAAGUAUAUUUGUGUCUUGAAUUGUAUCGGGUGGCAGGGCUUGAGAUUGAAAUGUAACUGGAUUUUGCACC
Talaromyces proteolyticus is the source of this 1094-nucleotide messenger RNA. RefSeq lists its product as uncharacterized. The record is from RefSeq and is a predicted model, not a curated record. Lineage: Eukaryota; Fungi; Ascomycota; Eurotiomycetes; Eurotiales; Trichocomaceae. The transcript has 5 exons. Bases 1 to 972 code for a protein of 323 amino acids.